Tachysurus fulvidraco (yellow catfish) is the source of this 1838-nucleotide messenger RNA. RefSeq names its product sperm associated antigen 7 (gene spag7). Gene Ontology annotation, molecular function: nucleic acid binding. The transcript is spliced from 7 exons. The coding region runs from base 74 to 655 and encodes 193 amino acids. Lineage: Eukaryota; Metazoa; Chordata; Actinopteri; Siluriformes; Bagridae. The record is from RefSeq and is a predicted model, not a curated record.
CGGUUAAACCCCGCAAUAACACCACCGCUGUUCAUAAGACUUCCGGUUUCCGGUUACAAUCAUUCAGUCCAAGAUGGCGGACCUCCUGGGCUCAAUCUUGAGCUCGAUGGAAAAACCUCCGACGGUCGGCGACCAGGAAAGCCGCCGUAAAGCUCGAGAACAAGCUGCUCGCAUGAAGAAGAUGCAGGAGGACGAGAAGAGGAAGAAAGCAGAGUUUAGGAAGAAGAUGGAGAAGGACGUGUCUGAUUUCAUCCAGGACAGCAGUCUGCAGAAGAAGAAGUAUGAUCCUAUGGGGAAGAUUGAGAGGAGCAUCCUACACGAUGUGGCCGAGGUGGCCGGUCUGACCUCCUUCUCCUUUGGUGAGGAUGAAGAAAGCAGAUACGUGAUGCUCUUUAAAAAGGAGUUUGCACCUUCAGAUGAUGAGCUGGAGGCGUAUCGUAGAGGAGAGGAGUGGGAUCACGCCAAAGCGGAGGAGAGACGCAAGCUGAAGGUGUUAAUCAGAAGAGCAUGGAUCUCAUUGUCCUGCCCACUUCUGUGCUCAGGAGCAGGCAGCGUUGGAGGAGGAAGCAGCCAGUCAGAGCCACAGGAGGCCGUCGUCUCCCAGCUCCAACUACAGAGACAAAUACAGCCAUCUGAUUGGCACGUCUGCUGCUAAAGAUGCUGCACACACGCUGGAGGCUAACCAGGCGUACGGCUGUGUCCCUGUGGCCAAUAAGAGAGACACGCGCUCCAUCGAGGAGGCCAUGAAUGACAUCCGAGCUAAGAAACGCCUCAAGAGAGGAGAAGACGACACGGGUGCUGGCAGCCUAUGAGACGUCUGUGUGUGUGUGUGUGUGUGUGUGUGUGUGUGUGUGUGUGUGUGUGUGUGUGUGUGAGUGAGAGAGAAUCAGUGUGUUCUUUAUGUCCCUGUACAGCAUUGUACUCUGGAGCAAUAUCUCUGUAAGGUGUGUGUGUGUGUGUGUGUGUGUGUGUGUGUGUGUGUGUGUGUGUACUGUUUAGCUAUCACUCUGACCUUGUCUGCUGCUUCUAGCCUUCUUGUAGUGUGUGUUUGUUUUUUAAAGCUUAUUAGUUUGGUGGAUUUUAUUUCUGUGUGUGUUCCUGAUGCACUAAAAAGAACUCUCUUUAGUUUUUAGUGUGUUAGUUAACUGAAGUUACGUAAAACUAAAAUGUGGGUGUGUCACUGUGAGCCAUAUAUGGACAUGUGGGUGGUUAUAUUUCAGUGAUAUAAGGCCAGAGAUGGGAAUGUGUCUUUCAGCUCAUAAAUGGCAGUAUAAGGAAAUUAAUGGCACUGAUUUAAAAAAAAGACAUUACACAUUUGGUGUGUGUGUGUCUGAGGUCAUAUAUGGACAAAGACACGGCCACUGGACCGGCUUCUCCUCGGACAGUUUAAGGCUCAGCAGGAGAAAGCUGUCUGUUUUUUCCGAGUGUUUGUGACCGUUUAAACCUCGUGUGCUUCUGCAGCGUGUUCAUAUAAAAGUGUUCAUCGUUCUCCAAAACGCUAACAAGAUCGAUCAGCGUCAUGUAGGAAAUGAGUCAGCGUGACGCACGAUCGGACAUGACGCAUGACACUUUGUACAGUAGCAUAAAACUCUUUCUUGUUCUUCGCUGAGAAGUUUUCAUUACUGUAUUCUGUCGUGUUCACGUUUGAUCCAACGAUGUAAAAGUCAAAUGUUUGAAACUGAAAACCUCCUUCAUAUUUAAAGCAUUUUAAAGCCUAAAGCUGAGUGUCAGUAAUCAGUCCUGUAAUUCUUUACAUUUUACACACUGUGUCUAAGACGCCUGCUAUUAUAACAGACUUGUCUCAUGUUGGAGUUUUAAAUAAAGAUCGGAUGAUGAAA